UGACGUGUCCGACAAAAUGGUGCAAUAUUAUUUCCUGACGAAAGAAAAUAUCAGUUAUAUAUUGUCUGAAAAAGGAUAAGUUUUUUUUAUUUUAAAAACCGAAAAGGAAGAACUUUUAAUUACACCAAGAUGUUUUCGUGGUCGUGCUACUUUGUUUGUGUAUUUUCGCUUAUUGGACAACAUGUUUGCGCCAAAAAGGUGUGCGACGUACGUGUAUGGUAUUUGAACAUCGUCACAGACGGUGUGUUCAAUAGAGAGCUUAACCGCGACCAACAGCGGAUGAGAAACAGCAUUGACAACUUGGUGCUUAAUUCUGCAAACGGUAUAGAACAAAGGAUGAUCGACUGUACAGUUAUACAAAUGUAUAACGACAUGCUUAAAGAGAAGUUUGAUUACACACCAUCCACAUCAGGAAUGGUUAUGGAAGAAAGUGAAUCGGAUGAAAAUCCAACAGAAGGGAAUGAGCAAACCACCAACGCAGACGGCGGUGUUUUAAAUGACGACAAAUUGGUCGAUAGUUCUGAGAGUGUCGUGGACAUGGUAGACAAUAAAAACCAAGAAGUGGUUGUACAAGUAAAGAUGAAUCAUAAAUCCGAUAUAAAUGAAGAAAUUGAGAAGGGUUUAGAUAUAAACAAUCAGGAAAAUACACAAUACAAUAAUGAAAGUGAUGAAGCCAUCGGUAAAGAAUAUGAAGAAAAUACUUUAGUUGAGGAUAUCGAUGAGAUUAAUAAUGACUUGCCAGCGGCUGGUGAUUUUGAUGAUUUGGGAGAAUAUGAUUACGCUGAUAUAGGCAGUGAUUUAGACGAUACAGAAUUCAUAGACGACGACAGUGAUAUUAAACAAACACGAGAUGAAAGGCAAAGACAUGCCGAAAAAGACGGCAAGAGGCUUUUGCCUGUGGGUGUUUGUUACGCGUUCGGUUGCGCACUAACUGAUGUUUUUAGCAAUUAUCACGAUGCUGACAAUGACAUGGAAAGAGAAAAUAUCCCUAAAACCGACACUGGUGUAUUGGUACAAGGAACUGAAAAUCAGGAUAACACUAAUUUAAAAAUGGAAACACGCCGAUAUUCGGUUUCAUCAGAUACACACAAGGUCUUGGAUAAUGAACUUGCACACAAUGAAAAUGAUGUUGACCCAUCAGACGAGAAUGACAAAGGUAAUGAUUUACAUGACGUCGAUAUUGAAGGUGACCGUACUUUCUUGAAUGACAACAAAGAAGAAACAUCUAACAAAGAAAAUGAUAUUUUAAACGAAGAGGAAAUAAAGCCAAGUUUUUCUCCGACAAGUGAUUCAAAUUUAAAUUAUGACCAGCCAUUUGAUUCAACUCUUCUACCAAACCCUGAUGAACAAAAUGGAAUCGAUGUUAACAAAGAAAUGCUACAAGAGGAUGGCCAUCUGGACAGCAAAAUAAACAAUGAGAAGAACUCUGUUCAACUUGAACAGAUAAAAGAAAAGAUUUUAAACAUUGAAGGUUAUGAUGUAAAACAUUCAACGCAAAGGGAUGAAUCAAAAUCUGCAUUCGAUAGUGUUAAUGUUGAGAAAAUGAUCGAAGAAAAAACUAACAACUAUUUUAAGAAAUUACAAUCAAUAGAGAUUUUGAUUAUGAAGCUUGAAAACCAAUUGUUGUUAGAAAGUUUGAAUAAGCAAAAUCAUUCGUCAACGAUAACUCGAUUAGAAAAUCAUAUCCUUAGACUAGAAAAUGAACUUCUUAAAAUGAGUAAAACGUAUCACGAUUUAAAAGAAGAGGCAGAGCAUUUAUCUCAAAGACAAAACAAGUACUUGGAACUGGCUUAUAAAGAACAGGCAAAGAAAAGUGCUUCAGAAAUAGCUGACAAAAGUGACAAAAGUUUAGAAUUGAUAUCUCACCAUCAAUCAAGAAUAAAAGAACUGGCGGAAGUCCUAGGUAAUCAGUCAAGACUAAUCAUUCAAAUGAAAAACAGUUAUGAUUAUCUAGAGCAGCAAAAUAAAAUGCUCAAUCAAUUGGUGAUAAACCAGACAGUUUUCAUGACAUCAGUAGUUCAAACGAUUAAGGAUCUAACAGAUCAAAAUGUCAAAAGUAGACAAGAAAUAAAUGAAUUAAAAGAGCUUGUUAAAGCGAACGUUAACAUCAAUACAGAUGAAAUUAUCAGUGACAACAUUGAUACUAAACACGACGAUCAAGGAAUAAUUAAUCGUUUAAACUCUUACAUGUUUGAUAAUAAAUUCAGCAACGCACCAAAUAACCAAGAUAUAUCUGAACGGCAAAAUAAAGCCAUUGGAUUUGCUGAUUCCAAAUUGCACCUCAUUAAGGUAUUACCCCCAAAGAUUAAGGACUGGUGUUCAUAUAUGCAGAUAGAUGCUUGUCCAAUCUGUUUAUACAAUUCUAUUAUGUUGUCAAGUUGUUUACCCUUUUCAAUUAUAUCUUGGGGCACAUGUGAAUGGCCACUGUACAACGAAGAAAACGAGAACACUUUUACAGAAAACCCAGCUGUUCCUGGUGUGCAUGACAGCAAGAAUGACAAUAACUCCGAAAUGUCCGAUACAAGUAAUGAAAUUAACGAUCAAGUUGAAAAUCAACGUUAUGGUUCUGAAUUUUCAGACAAGUCAUAUGCAAAGACCGGAAAUGGUAUUGAGGAUGGUGAAAACGAUAUAACGAAUAGUGUGGACAAUGCAAUGGCCCUAGAUAAAAGUAACGAUCGAGAUCAAAUUCAACCUAACGAUUCUAAAUUUCCAGACAAGCCAGAUGUAAAGACUGAAACAGAUAUUAAGGAUGACGAAAAUGAUAUAAUUGAUGUUGUAAGCAAUACCAUUGCACCAGAUAAGGGUAACUAUCAAGAUCAAGAUCAACCUAAUGAUUCUGAUUUUCCAGACAAGUCAGAUUUUAUAACCAAAUACGGGAUUAAGGGUGACGAAAAUGAUAAAAACGAUAUUGUAGGCAAUACCAUUACACCAGUUAAAACUGACGACCGAGAUCAAAUUCAGUCUGAUUCUGAAUUUCAAGACAAGUCAGAUGUAAAGAUCAAAACUGAGAAUAAAGGUGACGAAAAGGCUAAAAACGAUAUUGUAGGCAAUACCAUUACACCAGUUAAAACUGACGACCGAGAUCAAAUUCAGUCUGAUUCUGAGUUUCAAGACAAGCCAGAUAUAAAAACCAAAAAUCACGAAAAUGAUAAAAUCGAUGUUUUAGGCAAUAACAUUGCAUCUCCAUCUGAGCCUAGUCACAGAAAUAAAGAAGCUCAAUCCAUUGACACCCCAGAAGGAACAAAUGAUGUUUCUGGUCUUCGUUACGGUAAAAACAAGCCAGAAAACGAACAUACAAGCAGCAGCAGCAGUAGAGAAAAAAAUGCUGAUACAGAUAGUAUAACCGGUGGUGCUAAAAUAGACAUCGCUUCUAUUGAUAACGCGGAUCUUUUAAAUGAACUGCAAAAAUAUAAAUUUGUUGGAUAUGACAAGGAAGGUAAGCCUGUAUUUAGGCUUAAGGAAGAGGCUAAACAGCUAAAGGAUACCAUAAUACAUGCUGCGGAAGGCAAGCUUUUAAAUGGAAAAGAAAAUGACAAAGCCAAAUUUGAAAGCAUAAAUGAAAAUAGUGUUGUUCAACAAGCUGAAACGAACAGAGUAAAUGACGAAAACUCAAAUGGCUCGCGAGAAGCUGAAACUAAUCUGACCAAGAACACAAAAACUGACGCGGGUCAAGAUGAAUCUAAGCAGGGAUCAUCACAGGACAAAAUAGAUAUGACAAUGAACCAAAUUGACACUAGUGCUCAAGAUAAUGUCCGUAUUGUUAAGAAUCGGGCAAACACAAACGAAAUAGCAGAAGAAACAGACAAACAAGUUACUAAUGAAAACGAAAAAGUAAGUCGAGAUGAAAGCACACAGGGACAAAAUGAAGAAAAAUUACCAAAGAAAAUAGACACACCCGGCACAAAUGAUGAAAGUCAAGACGACUCUAAACAAGGGUCUUUGGAAAAAGAAUUAACACAAGAAACACAUAAACAGGAGGCUUUUUCACAGCCAGAGAAAUUAGGAGAACAAGUUUAUGAACAGAAGAAAACAUUAGACAAAACUGUAGAAGAAAAACCCUUGAAACAUGAAGAGGAUAAAGAAAAUGUAUUAACUGACCAAAAAAACGAAACAAUAGAUGCUAAGACUGUUGCAGAAGAUGAACAGAAAGCAGAUGUGAAAUCCGAAAUGAAAUCUACCGUAUCAGAGGAAAAGGACAAAGCUAUCAAACGAGAAGAGGAAAAACAGCAAGGAAAGCAAUCUGACAAAACAGAGAAAAUGCAACAAUCCGAAAAACAAGAGAAAACCAAAGAUAAAGAAGAUGAUUCAACACUUAACAAAGAUAAAUCCAAGGGACAAACGGGUACCAACGAUACUAAAGAUGGGAGAACAGAAAGGAAGAAGCCGAUACAUAUUGACUUAGAAAAGUCUGGCGAUUCAAAAGAUUGUUAUGACUUCUACGUGCGAGGCAAUAGGCGUGAUGGCUUAUACAAAGUGCGACCGACGGGGAUUGAGAAGCAGGUCGAGGUGUUCUGUGACAUGAGGAGGGGCGGAUGGACAGUAAUACAGCGCAGACAGGAUGGAACCACCAACUUUUUCCAGACGUGGGAGGAGUAUAAGAACGGAUUUGGGGGUCUAUACGGGGAGCACUGGCUGGGCAAUGACAAUAUUCAUUAUUUGACCAAUCAGGACUACUAUCAACUGAGAGUUGACCUUAUGGAUUGGGACAAAAAUAAGAAGUACGCUGAAUUCGACUUCUUCCUUGUCGACAAUGAGGACUAUGGCUAUACAGUUCACGUAGAGGGCUACACUGGAGACGCAGGGGAUGGUUUGACCAAACAUGAUGGGAGCAAGUUUUCAACGAAAGAUGUUGACAAUGACAAAGUUGUGAAAGAAUUUGGUGGGAGUUGUGCAAAACGAUUUCAUGGUGCUGGGUGGUAUUAUAAGUGUUAUGCAUCAAACUUGAACGGGAAGUUUUAUAAGGGAGGGAAAAUUCCAGAAAAACGGUUUGAUGGAGUAACUUGGAAACCAUGGACUGGGCCAAAUUACUCGUUAAAAAAGGUUGAAAUGAAAAUUAGGCCACUGUCAGCUAAAGACUGAAUAAAGUUCUUGGUGUUGUGUUCGUUUAUCAGUGCAAUACUAGUUAUGUUUUUACUGUUAUCGCCCUAUAACGUUAUACAUGUUAUCCUAAUAGGUGCAUGCAAGUUAAAUACGCCAUACAAAUAUACCACAACGUCUUCCAAAUUUGUUUGCGUUUUCUGUGUAACUAUUUAAGGUUGUGUAAUGUAAUGUGCAAGUAACUCAAUCAAUAGAACGUUUCGCUUGCUUUCUAAAUUAUUUUCGUGUUUUAAAUACCAAGAUUAUGUGUAGUGAUUUAUAAUCAAUUAAUCAUACAUACAGUUGUGUGCUCAUGUGUGAAAGAGUAUCUUCAAAGUAUACCUGAUAAAGAUUAUGUGUGUUGAAUUCAAUAUAUAGCUGUGUUUGUUGUAUAUACAUUUUAUCCUCAUAUUCUCUUAUACAAAUAAAUGCAUGAUUUUUCCAUGUAUGAUGUAAUAAAAAUAUGUAUAUGUCAUUUUUUAUUUACAAACAAUUAACGUGCGUACAAGUUAACGUCGGUAAUGCAAAAUCUAAUAUCAAAGAUGCAAUAAAGUAAUCAGACAAAUAACAACAGAAUUUUCAAUAAUUUGUAUUGAAAGACAUAAUGACCUUGACAGAAAUAGAGAACAUGUUGUUUAACAAAAUUAACAACAUGAACAUGCUGAAAUCAAAUUACAAUAUAACAUCUGAAUGUACGACUUGAUUUUAAACCACGCAUUGCACAUUUGAACGGGGUAUUUCCUGGAAACCUAA
This is a messenger RNA of Mya arenaria, 5829 nucleotides long. Its product is annotated as protein PFC0760c-like. Bases 130 to 5079 code for a protein of 1649 amino acids. The transcript is spliced from 4 exons. The record is from RefSeq and is a predicted model, not a curated record. NCBI's taxonomy places the organism in Eukaryota, Metazoa, Mollusca, Bivalvia, Myida, Myidae.